Molecule: messenger RNA, 831 nt
Organism: Vitis vinifera (wine grape)
Lineage: Eukaryota; Viridiplantae; Streptophyta; Magnoliopsida; Vitales; Vitaceae
Product: nuclear transcription factor Y subunit B-1
Exons: 2
Coding region: 19-648 (209 amino acids)
Biological process (GO): regulation of transcription by RNA polymerase II
Cellular component (GO): CCAAT-binding factor complex; nucleus
Molecular function (GO): protein heterodimerization activity; RNA polymerase II cis-regulatory region sequence-specific DNA binding; DNA-binding transcription activator activity, RNA polymerase II-specific
Source: RefSeq, a predicted model, not a curated record
UGUGCAGAGAAAGAAACAAUGGAGCGUGAUGAUGAUCAGUUUCAUGGAUAUCGCAGAAAGAUCCCAGAAAACUCAUCCACCUCUGCUCUGAAUCCUGGCGCCACCUCUUCUAAUCCCAUCGAAACCACCGCCGGCGUGGGUCAGAAGCAGCUGCCCAUGGAGCAGUACAUGCCCAUAGCAAACCUGACGCGCGUCAUGCGCCGUGUCCUACCUGCUCAUGCUAAGAUCUCCGACGAUGCCAAGGAGACCGUCCAGGAAUGUGUCUCCGAGUUCAUCAGCUUCAUAACUAGCGAGGCUAAUGACAGGUGCCACCAUGAGCUGCGGAAAACCAUCACCGCUGAGGAUGUCAUCGCCGCCAUGAGCAAACUGGGAUUUGACGACUACAUUGACCCUCUCACUCUCUACCUUCACCGCUAUCGCGAGUCGGAAAACGAACGUGACCGUAUGCCUCUGAGGCGUGGUAGGGAGUAUGGUUCGCUGGGGGCCGCAGCAAAUUAUGGGCCACCGCCACCGCCAUGGACGACAUUGCACAUUGGGAGCCAACAGGGGCUGUAUGACGCUGCACCCAUAGUUACACGCGACUACUUCAAGGAAGGGUCGAGUGCUGGCGGCAGCACCUCUUCUCGCCUUCCUCCUGAGUACAAGUAAACAGAUCCGGCCAUCUCCAGCAUUUCUCAAGAGUUUCAUGCCAAGUCCUUAGUAAUGAAGAAGCGUACAGUGUUCUAUCAACUACAAUACUGUCUUUUACUUUCCAAAUAUUAUACAUGCAUAAUUUAAAAUUUAAGUUUAUCGUAUUUAUUUUGUUGCCCAUAUUUUUAUAUAUGAUUUUUU